AUGUCGGUCUUGUUUGAUCAAAUCAAACGCCAGCAGUUGCCGCUAGCCUCGUCCGUCAACUAUCUGUCAUAUUCACGACUGGUCGGCAACGAAGUGGUUAUCAUUGAGAAUCGGCGAAUCAAAAUUGUGAACCUUGUUUCCGGAACGUUUUAUCUGGACAAUACGCUUGAUUUCGAUCCCACCGGUCUUUGUGGCAACGCCAAUGACGAUUUGCUGUGUUUGUACGACAACAAGAAGUGUUGUGUCGUGGCGUUAAAUAGUCCCGGCUCGCAAAUCGUCCAUACGGCUGUUUACUCGCUCCAAUUGAAGCUCCAACAUAAAGAAUCUGUGUUACAAGUGAUCUUCAAUAGGGUCUCGAAAUUGGCGGCAGAACUGGUGGUGCUCACCACGGAGUCCAUCCAUAAUUACGACAUCAACUCCUCAUUAACAUCCCCAACCCACAUGUAUCUGUUACGGUCAAGCUCGCCGUUUGGGAACUCAGGUACUGUGGACGUGAUCGACCCGGUUUCCAUUGCAUUUGGGUCCGCAAAGGACACACUCAACCCGUGCGGCGACUUGACGCUGUCGAUAUUGACCUCCGACUUGUCCAUCUACAAGAUCUACCCGUAUUUACCUGCCAAUGUCUCUGUGUCCCAAGAAUGGAUGGAUGCUCUGUUUGACUAUGCAACCAUGAAAUACAACAGCAGUAAGGAGAAGGAGCAGGAGGUGGUGUUGAUGCUGAAGUUUGUCAUGUUGUUGUCGCAAACAAACGGCUCGUUCUCCUCACAGAGUUCUGUGCUGCCCGCUAACCUGAGCCGCGGCAGACUAAGCGGCCCACUUAGCAUCCAGCCAUUCCCUGACGAGCUUUACGAACAAGACGCAUUGAAACUCAUCCCGUUGGAAAAUAAUCUAUUUGCUGUGUUGCUGAACAAAGCCUUGGUCGUGCUGUUUGACCAGCAGGACCAGCCAAUGGCGUUCGAGAACCAGAACCCUGUCCAGAGCACGGGCGUUGCCAGAGUCGUGGACUGUUUGCUGUUUGGGUCCAAGGAACUGGUGACUGGGUUUGUGCAUCCUUCUGUGCCCAGCUCGUUGGUGCUCACCACGUCUGUUCCGGAAAUCGUGCAUGUGGACUUUUCGUCGUGGUGGUCCGUUUUGCAACAGUCGCUGGAAUCGAACGAUUUCUCUGGCCUUGCCUCGUUGAUCAACUCGCCGCUGCCUACCAAAGUGGACAAGCUCGGAACGUUCACUUUGCCUGCAUUUCGUCUGCCAACGCUAUCUGCUGUGCCGCUGGCUACCAACGAGCACAAAGUGACACUCAUAUGGAACAGCAUCCACAGCUACGCCGUUGCCAACACGCGGGUGUACGGGCUUUUCGACGAAGACGUGGAGAUGGACGGCCAGUCUCUUGAGCCGGAACCUUUGAUGGACGAGCACCAGUACACGAGUCCGGAUCUGUCGCGCCAGCUGAGGGCCACAAAGAACACGCUGCUGCGGAUCCAGAAAGAGCUGUACAACAUCAGCUCGAACCAGUCGCUGCAACCACAGAUCAAGGACAUGAACCAGCUGUACAAGAGCAGCGAGCUGGUCAACACGGGGCUGGUGUCUGUGUUCAGGACCCUGGCCACCACAAGCCAGAAGCUGGAACUCAUGCGGCGCGAGUUCAAGGUGCAGAUCGCGACGCUUGGCGAGCUCGAGCUCAACAAGACAGAGCGGCUCGCGGCCCACGACAGCUCGAAACGGAAAUUGGAGGCUCUGAGCGCAAAGCAAUCGGAGUUGGACACAAAAGUUGGCAAACUGUUAUCCACGAUGGAAACGAUCUACUCCCAGACAACCAACAGUGCGAACGCGCCGCUCACGAGAAAGGAAACGGCUUUUGCGAAACAGCUACAAAGAAUGAACGAACUGGUGGCCGACAAAGAACAGGACUUGAAGGCUGUGCAGACGUACGUUGACGGGCUCAAGGACACUGAAAGCGUGCCCGGAACGCCGUUGGCGGGCUACGAAAAAGAACUGGCGCGCAUGAAACACAAGUUAGACCUGCGCACGGACCUGAUCCAGUCUGUGGCUGGAGAGUUGAAAUCCAUGAAAAUUUGA
Molecule: messenger RNA, 2073 nt
Organism: Ogataea philodendri
Lineage: Eukaryota; Fungi; Ascomycota; Pichiomycetes; Pichiales; Pichiaceae
Exons: 1
Coding region: 1-2073 (690 amino acids)
Biological process (GO): protein import into nucleus; ribosomal small subunit export from nucleus; mRNA export from nucleus
Cellular component (GO): nuclear pore
Molecular function (GO): structural constituent of nuclear pore
Source: RefSeq, a predicted model, not a curated record